AUGGAAGAGAAUGUGUUCAGCGUGCAGCAGAUACAGCCCAACGUCAUCUCGGUGAGGCUCUUCAAGCGCAAGGUGGGCGGCCUCGGCUUCUUGGUGAAGGAGCGCGUCAGCAAACCACCCGUCAUCAUCUCCGACCUGAUCCGGGGAGGGGCUGCCGAGCAGAGUGGCCUCAUCCAGGCUGGGGACAUCAUUUUAGCCGUCAACAGCAAACCGCUGGUGGACGUGAGCUAUGAGACUGCGCUGGAGACGCUGAGAAGCAUCGCCUCCGAGACCUACGUGGUCCUCAUCCUGCGGGGCCCUGAGGGCUUCACCACUCACCUGGAGACCACUUUUGCAGGUGACGGGACACCAAAAACCAUCCGCGUCACCAGACCCCUCUGCCCAGCACCGAAGGUGGUUGGCUUGUCCAACCCAAGCCUGCACAGCAAAGAGCAGCCACUGCCAGCAGCCGACCGCACCAUGGGCUCCCUGUGGACAAGGGAGAUGGGGCAGGAGGUGGAGCCGAUGGUCCACGUUAAUGGUGUUGUUACCGGUGGCAAAGGGCAGGGUAGUGGAAAGGGGAAGGCGGGUGCUUGUGGCUACCCUUGCCUCAAUGGUGGCGUGGAAGACAAUGAACUUCUCAAGGAAAUUGAGCCUGUCCUGGAUCUCCUGAAGAGCAGCAGUAAGGACAGCGAUGGAGAUGCACCCUCCAAGGUAGAGACAAGAGAUAUAGAAGUCCAGGUAGACUGUUUCAGGGAAGGGGAAAACAAGCUGCAGAAAGCUUUACCGUCUGGGAUGGAGAACGACCGUGUCCUCGGUGACCUGUGGGGAAAGAGCAAUGUGCCUGUGGUCCUGAACAACCCCUACUCCGAAGCAGAGCAGCCUCCGCCAUCGGGGCGGCAGUCCCCAACCAAGAACACAGUGAACGGGAGCCCUUCCAAAUGCCCACGGUUUGUGAAAAUCAAGAACUGGGAGACAGGCUCCGUGCUCCAUGACACCCUGCACCUCAAGACAGCGAUGACCACUGCGUGCACUGAGCAGAUCUGCAUGGGCUCAGUAAUGACUCCUAGCCAGCAUGUCCGAAAGUCAGAAGAUACCAAGACAAAAGAGGAGGUGCUCCACUUGGCUAAGGACUUCAUUGACCAGUACUACUCCUCUAUAAAGAGGUCUGGCUCCAAGGCCCACAUGGAAAGGCUGGAGGAAGUGACCAAGGAGAUUGAAGCCACUGAUACCUACCAGCUGCGGGACACAGAGCUGAUCUAUGGAGCCAAGCAUGCCUGGAGGAACGCAGCCCGCUGUGUGGGCAGGAUUCAGUGGUCCAAGCUGCAGGUGUUUGAUGCCCGGGACUGCACCACAGCCCAUGGGAUGUUCAAUUACAUCUGCAACCACAUCAAAUACGCCACCAACAAAGGGAACCUCAGAUCUGCUAUUACCAUCUUCCCACAGCGGACGGAUGGCAAGCACGACUUCCGCAUCUGGAAUGCCCAGCUCAUCCGCUACGCAGGCUACAAGCAGCCCGAUGGCACUAUCCUGGGAGACCCUGCAAACGUGGAGCUGACGGAGAUCUGCAUUCAGCAGGGAUGGAAGGCACCACAUGGGCGAUUCGACAUCCUGCCUCUGCUCCUCCAAGCCAACGGCAAUGACCCAGAGCUCUUUGAAAUCCCCCCAGAGCUCGUGCUGGAAGUGCCCAUCCGACAUCCCAAGUUUGAAUGGUUUAAGGACCUGGGUCUCAAGUGGUACGGUUUGCCAGCAGUUUCCAACAUGCUCCUUGAGAUUGGUGGCUUGGAGUUUUCCGCCUGCCCCUUCAGUGGCUGGUACAUGGGCACAGAGAUUGGGGUCCGGGACUACUGUGACAACUCUCGCUACAACAUACUAGAGCAAGUGGCCAAGAAAAUGAACCUGGAUAUGAGGAAAACCUCCUCUCUGUGGAAGGACCAGGCCCUGGUGGAGAUCAACAUUGCUGUGCUGUACAGCUUCCAGAGCGACAAGGUGACCAUUGUGGAUCACCACUCAGCCACCGAGUCCUUUAUCAAGCACAUGGAGAAUGAGUACCGAUGCCGUGGGGGCUGUCCUGCUGACUGGGUGUGGAUUGUCCCACCCAUGUCGGGCAGCAUCACCCCAGUUUUCCAUCAGGAAAUGCUCAACUACCGUCUCACACCCUCCUUUGAGUACCAGCCGGACCCUUGGAAUACCCAUGUCUGGAAAGGUGUCAAUGGGACACCCACCAAGAAGAGGGCCAUUGGCUUUAAGAAGUUAGCAAAGGCUGUGAAGUUCUCAGCCAAGCUGAUGGGACAGGCCAUGGCCAAGAGGGUCAAAGCCACCAUCCUGUACGCUACCGAGACAGGGAAGUCACAGGUCUAUGCAAAAACUCUGUGUGAGAUCUUCAAGCACGCCUUCGAUGCCAAGGUGAUGUCCAUGGAUGAGUAUGACAUUGUGCACCUAGAGCAUGAAACCAUGGUCCUGGUGGUCACAAGCACCUUUGGCAAUGGAGACCCACCUGAGAAUGGAGAGAAAUUUGGCUGCGCCUUAAUGGAGAUGAAGAAUCCCAAUGCCAACCUGGAGGAGAGGAAGAGCUACAAGGUCCGUUUCAACAGCGUCUCCUCUUACUCGGAUGCACAGAAAUCCUCGAGCGAUGACCCUGACUCCAGGGACAACUUUGAAAGCACAGGGCCCCUGGCUAACGUCAGGUUCUCCGUGUUCGGGCUGGGGUCUCGAGCUUACCCCCAUUUCUGCGCCUUUGCCCGGGCAGUGGACACGCUCCUGGAGGAGCUGGGUGGAGAGAGGAUCCUCCGCAUGGGAGAAGGGGAUGAGCUCUGCGGCCAAGAGGAGUCCUUCAGGACCUGGGCCAAGAAGGUCUUCAAGGCAGCGUGUGACGUGUUCUGCGUGGGGGACGAUGUCAACAUUGAGAAAGCAAACAACUCCCUCAUCAGCAAUGACCGGAGCUGGAAGAGGAGCAAGUUUCGCCUCACCUAUGUGGCCGAGGCCCCAGAGCUCACACAAGGACUGUACAGCAUCCACAAAAAGCGUGUCUAUGCAGCACGGCUUAUCACACGCCAGAACCUGCAGAGCCCCAAGUCCAGCCGCCUGACGAUCUUCGUGCGCCUCCACACCAACGGCCACCAGGAACUGCAGUACCUGCCUGGGGACCACUUGGGAGUGUUCCCAGGGAACCAUGAAGACUUGGUCAAUGCCCUCAUUGACAGGCUUGAGGAUGCCCCUCCAGCCAACCAGCUGGUGAAGGUGGAGCUCCUGGAGGAGAGGAGCACAGCUCUAGGUGUCAUCAGUAACUGGACAGAUGAGAACCGUGUCCCACCAUGCACCAUCUUCCAAGCUUUUAAGAACUAUUUGGACAUCACCACCCCUCCCACCCCCCUAUUGCUGCAGCAGUUUGCUUUGCUGGCCACCAGUGACAAGGAGAAGAAACGUCUGCAGGUCCUUAGCAAGGGCUUGCAGGAGUAUGAGGAAUGGAAGUGGUCCAAGAACCCCACCAUCGUGGAGGUGCUGGAGGAGUUCCCCUCGGUGCAGAUGCCCUCCACACUGCUACUCACACAGCUCCCCCUCCUCCAACCACGUUACUACUCCAUCAGCUCCUCCCCGGAGAUGUACCCUGGCGAGGUCCACCUCACCGUGGCAGUGGUCUCCUACCGCACAAGAGAUGGAGAAGGACCAAUCCACCAUGGAGUCUGCUCCUCCUGGCUCAAUCGGAUACAGACUGAUGAAGUAGUGCCCUGUUUUGUAAGAGGUGCGCCCGGGUUCCACCUGCCCCAGGAUCCCCAGGUGCCCUGUAUCCUCAUUGGGCCCGGCACCGGCAUCGCCCCUUUCCGCAGCUUCUGGCAGCAGCGGCUCUUUGAGAUCCAGCACAAAGGUCUGAAGCCUUGUCCCAUGGUGCUGGUGUUUGGCUGCCGGCAGUCCAGGAUUGACCACAUUUACAAAGCGGAGACGCUCUUUGCCAAAGCCCAAGGUGUCUUCAGAGAGCUGUACACAGCCUACUCCCGGGAACCGGACAAACCAAAGAAAUACGUGCAGGACGUGCUACAGGAGCAGCUGGCCCAGACUGUGUUCAAAGCACUGAAGGAGCAGGGAGGCCACAUCUACGUCUGUGGGGAUGUCACCAUGGCCGGGGAUGUCCUCAAGACUGUGCAGCGCAUCGUGAGGCAGCAGGGCCAGCUCUCGGUGGAGGAGGCAGGAGCUUUCAUCAGCAAGCUGCGGGAUGACAGCCGGUACCACGAGGAUAUUUUUGGAGUCACCCUGCGUACGUAUGAAGUGACUAACCGCCUUAGAUCUGAGUCUAUUGCAUUCAUUGAGGAGAGCAAAAAAGACACGGAUGAGGUUUUCUGCUCCUAACUGGACCCGUCACCCCAAGGGGAUGCCAAACCAGUUCCGGCUCCUGCUGCCCCCUCCAGCCAGAGGGUUUUGUAUUUCACGGACACGGUGGCUCCUUUUCCACGGGGAACUGCCCAUGGAAAGCACUCUGUCUCUCGUCCUGUCGUUGUGUCCUGAUGAUGAUGAUGAUGAUGAUUUUUAUUUCCUUUUCUUCCUCUUUCUCUUGCUCUUGUCCUGUGGCCAUUUCUUUUCACCCCCUUUCCCUUCCCUGGAUUUCCCCACUGAAGUAUGAUGGCUUCAUAACCUGCAGUGGCUCUUAACAGAACUCCACAUUUCUCCUUCUCAUGAGGGCAUUUUGCAGCUGCAUGAAAUCACCUUUGUGAUCACCUGCAUUUUGGUGUUCAGUGGGACAGCAGAGGUGGUAGGGGCUGGGCAAUGGCUACGUCUUGUUGCUUGACCAGAGUUCCCCCUCUCCCUGGCUUGGGGCUUGGCUGAAUUCUUGCGUUUUCAUGGCUUUUCUUUGGACUUACACAGCCCUGGGCAUAUGCCUGAAGCUGGGGCAGAUGAUGUGCGAUGCCCUCGUGCCUAUGAAAUUGGUUCACCCCCAAGCAGCCUGGAUACAGGUGUCUGUUUUGAUCCCAAGGGUGGGAUGUCUCUUAUCCACAUGUCAUGAUUUCUCCUAAAUGGAUUCUGUGCUAUGUUUGCCUCCUUCUCUGCUCCCUGUUCCCCGCAAGCCUCUCCUUUUGCUUAACCCCUACUUUUGCUGGCGUGAGUCCUCCCACAGAGAAGCAACCAUCAAACACACAGGCUGAUGUGUAUGCUGGGGAAAAACUCAUGCCAUUGACUGCUGCUUGGCCAGGCUGUCCUCUGGAGGGCUUUAUAGGAUAUGUGUGACCUGCAGCAUUGAUGCUGAUGGUACAGACUGAGGGACUGGCUGCAUUCCAGAGCUUUGCAUGAUGUGAAUGUGUGAACCCUCUCCCAGGUGAGACUGAAAAGCUAUGAGGAUGGGAAAGAAGCAACUCCAACCCCACUGCAAGAGACAUCUCCUAUUUGGAAGGCAGCACCUGGAGGGUUAAGGAGGCUCCUGCUACUUGGUGAGGAUGUGCUGACCAAGGACUCUUGAAAGUCCAAAUACAGCAUUAUCUCCAUCUUAGCACAGUCCCAUGGGCAGUGCUGGGACAGCAGAGCCUGUCCUCCUCCACACCUUCAGGAGCAGAAAGUGCCAGCAUGGAGUGACCUGAGAAAUGCAUGUGGCAUCUCAGUGACAAGUCAGCCCCCUCUGUAGGCUCUGCACCAGCUGCCAGGGGCACAAGCUGUGUCUGCCAGGACAUCUCAUGUGAGAAGAGAGGUGAGAUGGGCUGCAAAGAUGCUGCAUGACUCUGGGCUCUGGCAUGCUCACACUUCAGCCCUACUGCAGAAACCAAAAGCAGUCUGUUAACACGACCACAGGAAGGUAUCAUCCCUUUUAACAGAGAAAACCUGUCUGCAAGGUAAAGCAUACAUGACCUUUGGUGUCCUUCUUCCAAAGGUUUGUCCUCCUUCAUUGCCAGGACAAGGACAGCAGAGCAGGGCUGCAGCUUUUGCUGAAGGCAGGGAUAUGGUGUUGGCAGGUGUAGAAGAUGCCCAUCCUUUCCUCCUGCCCUUGCUCUGCUGAACGCUAUGCUGAUACUUCUAUGGAGGAAAGCACCAAAACCAGCGACAGCAGAGGGCUUGUCCAGGAGCUGCAAUGGUGAGCUUGCUUUCAGAGGGCAGAGAUUAGCCACCCUGUGUCAAAGCCAGAACAAAAGCCUGCAGGAGAUUUGCUGCUAUCCCAGCCCAUGGUACAAGCUGCUCUGGCUCCCCUGGCCCCAGGCUGUCCCGUUAUCUCUACCCUCAGCCAGGACUUCCUCCUCUUUUCUGCAGCUUGGCUAGCCAUGUCUCCCCGUACUGUGAUCAUCUUCUGCAGCCUUGACUCCCUGAAUGCUUGAAAAGGCUCCAAUCCCAAAUCCAGGAGAAAAGGCACUGAAUUGAGCUCCAGGUCUCGGUUUUGCUGCUCCCACCAGAGUGGUGGAAAAUACGAACGGAUGCUGCCACUCUGUGGCCAGAGCAGGGUUUGGAGUCGGAUGCGAGGGCAGGUUUGUUUCAUUGCCUGGGGACUUUGCCACCUGGAGGUGAAAACUGGACAGGAGAGGAAAAAGGGCAGCCCACGGUCCCCCUCUGUGGGUUGUGCCUUAAUCCCAUGGCAGGCAAUGGGGUGGGGGAGCUGCGUCCCUUUGCUGUCUGUGGAAAACAGCCCUAGAGCUGUGAACACAGAACAAGCCUGGUCCUAACUCCCAGUCCUGUGACUGCAGAAACAGAGCUAAAGGGAAAAAUCAAACUCAUCCCCUUCUUUUGGGAGAUUUGCUUGUGGCUGUAGACUUUGUGCUCUGGUUCUCCUUUUAGUAGAAGGAGCAAUACAACCUGAAGAGGAGGUAGUGCCCUAGAAAAUGCCCUUGCCUUCAGCCUCUUCCUAGCUCAUCCCGUGUUGCUGGCAAUUAGUUUUCUCUUGUCCUGUAUCACCUCCCAUCUGGCAGAUGUACUGCUGCUGGAGUCUGUGUCCGAGAUGAAUUGACUUGCUUUCCCUGUACCCCAAAGCUUCCCGCCUCCAUAUCCCCCUUCCACCCACUUGUCAGUGAAAGCAGUGGGGAAGCACAGCGGAGAAGGGAAUGGGGCAUGUGCCUUGCCUUCAGUGGGAUCUGUGCAGGGGCUUGCGUCAGACAGCUAGAGCCCCCUGAAGUUCACCAGGCAUCGGGUAGGUGAGUCUUUCAGAGCCCUUUGGAAGGGAUAUGCUGUUCUAAGGGCAGCCUCUUUGCCUGGUCCUGGAGAAGAAACACCCUUCCUGCCAUGAAGGUCCAUGACUCCGGUUCAUACGUCCCCCAGGACUCUGAGCUGCCUUUCUGCUCCCUCUGCUUGAGAUGGACCGUUCGCUCCUCACAAGCUGCACCACUGGGAAUUUUGAUUCACUGGUUUUUGUUGAGUCAGUCUCAGAUAUCUCAACUUCUCCAUCCUCUCACCUGCAGGGGCUUCACACUCCCCUUGUGCCUCAUUUUCUCCCACAGCAAAGGGGAAAAUUAAUUUGUGGAUCUGCUUUAUCAUUCCACAAACGCGGCUCUUCCUCCAGUUGUCUACACCCUGCUCAUGUCAGUGUGACAGUUCUGACGUGUGGCUGUAGCUACAAUAGCUCUGGCACGGAUAAGCAGCAGAGAGCAAGGUGGGGUCAGCCACACAGUAAUGCUGUGAGCUGCUCCAGGGUGUCAUGGAUGAGAGGUUGUGCCUCUCGGGUACUUGGUUCACAGAUCUGUCACCUCCAGGUGCCUGCUGCAUAGCCAGGCUCCUGCACAGCCCCACAUGGCUCCUGAGGUGCGGGGUGCUGGGCCUGAUGACACCCAGCCUGAUCCAGUGUCUGAGUUCCUCUCCUGGAGGAUGUCCACCACCACCACUGCCUGUUUUGAGCAGCUUUGCUCCUUUUUGCUCCCCAGAUACAAAACACAAAGAGAGCCUUCUCUAAACAGGAGAUUUGAUUUUCAAGACACUAUGAAAUGUUUUGUGGUUUUCUUUUUUUUUUUUUGCAAAGAUUUUAAUUCGUAAGUCUUUCAAACAUCCACAGAAAGUUAUUACCUGACCUUGAAAACUCAUGGGAAAUGAUUCUCUGUUUUUCCAACCUGCUGUGUCCACUAGCAGGGAAAAAUAAGUUCUUCACUCAGUGCAAGGGUGUUUACUGUCUGCGUUGCUGAUGACUUCAAAGGUUUCAUCUCCCCAGAAGGACUGCCUGGGAGUUUGUUGUUGCUCUGUUUAUGAGAGACAGCAGGAAAAUAAUGAGACUUCUGCCCUCAGAAGCAGAUUCAGGAAGACGACUCCACGGUUGGUGCUGGGUGGGCCUGAGAGUGUUGAACUUACAGGAACUAAGCCAGCCAUGUCCAUACUGGCCAGAGAUAUGGGUUUGAGCUCCCUGUGCCAUCCUGUGCCUACAAAUCCCAGGGGUGAGCAGGGGACUCAAUUUACACCCAGAGCAGUAUGAGCCAAUGCAUCCGUGCAACACAACUUGUAGUUGUGUCAUGAGUGAUUGCACCCAUGAAGAAGGGGAGAUGGGAAGAGACAGGAGCUGCUUGAACCUGUGUCCAGUCUAACCGUGGUUGCCUCGUUUGUUCCUUUACUGUUAGUGCGUGAUGCCUCUCACCCCAUCCCAGGCUGUAUCCUGUGCUUCCUUUACCACUUCUCUCCGAAGAUCCCUCCUUUCUCAGCCCUGUCUGACCAGCCAAAAGCUGCAGAGGCAAGGGUGAGUCCUGGGAAUGGCAGCAGACUUGCAGUGCUGGGCUGGGAAGAGACUGUUGUACUAGGGCUGUACUCCUGUUCUUGCUCUCUCCAGAAAUGCUCCUCACACACAGAGACUGGGGGCUGAAGGGAACAGUAACUUCAGUUGAUAAGUGAACUUCUUGAUGAGCAAAUUGCCCCUGGGAUAACUGAGAGCAAACCUACAGCCCUGUUCUGCACUUAAUCUCCCAGUGGUUUUAUAGGUAUAUGGAGGCAGUGCAAGGUGUGGGUGAAAACUGGACACCACCAUCUGAAGCAUCACAGGUCCGUAAACACCUACCAUGUACUGGAGACCAUGGUUUUAUUAAGUUGGCAGCAGGAGGAGAGUUUGUGCUUGAAGCUUCAUGGCCUUGCACCAAGCCCACGACAAAGCUGCUGCCUCCCAGCUGAUGACCACUGAGGCCAUUCGCUCCUCUGAUUCAUACCUGUGGGGGAGCUGCAGAGAGUUCUCAGCACUCUUUGGAAGAAGAAUUCUUAUGCUCAAAACAAGGUUUUGCUCCUGUUUUCACUGGGGACAAGCUCUCAGCUUCAGAAUUGCUCUGAUAACUUUGCAAUCACUUUGAUAGUUCCAGAGGGGAGCACAGUCCCUUUACAGAACAGAUGGAGACACAUUUUCAGGACCAUUCCACUUUGCUAUAACUCUGGUUUUGGUAAAUGAUUUCUUUUGCUGUAACAGGAGGAGCAAAAUUUGGCCAGUGCUGAAUGCUCUUGAAAACUAUUUUCCUGAACUCGGAUUCGAGUCCUCCCAGAUAAAAAACACCUUCCACACGCUUCAGUGGCACUGGGGAUUUCAGCAGCUUGCAGGAUCAGGCUUUCACAGCAGCAGCAGUUUCAUGAUGGCAGUGAUUUUGUGUGUGUCUAUCUGCACUUGCCUGCAAUGCAUGACUUUAGUGAUCUUUUUGAAAUCUCCCUUUGACAGGGAGAUCUGAGCUCUGCCUUCUUCCAUAUGGCUGUGUGUAUUUAACAGGAAAUCAGGGGAGUGGGAGAAAGCUAACGAGGUUGCUGCUUUAAAGCACUUGGUUCCACAAGUAAAACAGACCUUCCCAGACACUGGCUUGCUUUUAGCAUGGGUAACUCAUGAAAUAUUUAAGCAUUGUGAUACAGAUACACCUUUUUCUUGCUGUGCCAGGAAUGAAGCAGACUAGAAAGGCUUGGCCUCCACCCCUACAGAUGCUUGCCUGUGGCAGAAGUUUGAGCCAUUGAAAUCACAGGGGAAAAUAACAACCAAGCAAAGAAAACCCAACAGACUGUGAGCCCAUAGCAGAGCGGUCACAGCUUGUUUAGCAAUGGGAGCAUCUUACCGUGAGGGCUGCUGCUUUCCUGCCCUAUUCUUCUUCCUACCUGGCCAGGUUUCAGGGAAAAAGGAAGGAGGAAGCACUUUAAAAGCAAGGGAUUCAAACCAAUGAGCCUUGUCCUGAGCAUCCCUCAUUGGACAGGAGCCCACAGGCCAAGGCUUUGCAGCUAUGCCUUGCUACCAUGGUGGGGAAGUGGGUGAAUAACACUGGGGAAAGCAUUUUAUUUCCAUAAGUAUCCUUAAUGCUUUAAAAAUUUAAAGGGUAAAUACUGAAAGAGAUGAUCUAAAAGAGCAAAAGAUUUGGGGCUUCUUUUUGUUCCUUUGUUUUCAUGUGUUGGGUUUGGGUGGAGAAAGCCAACAAAAAGCAUAUCAGAUUGUUUUGGAUUCAAUCAUGUAUUUUGUUCUCACAAGAAUUGCUAACAGAGAUUUAAAGAUUUUCCAAGGGCAACAAAACUGCCUUAAUACAUAUUCAGCUCCAACAAGAGACAUUAAUGCUACUUGCUUCUGAGCCUGCUUUAUUCUUUUUCUCUCUGCAUGAUUGUGGCAUGGAAUCACGUCUUGACAAAAUACGUUUUACAAUACUCGACAGGAUGUCCGCAAACAGAAGAUGGUGUUUCAGCAUCUCCCCGUGCACAGCAUUGAAGUGAUGGCUUUGAAGCCAGUGAAAUUCAAUGCCCAGUCUCUGCUUUGCUAGAAUUCUACACAAUAGGCAAAUGUCCACAAUUCCCAAGGUUAAACAUGCUCUGCUGCCUUCAGAUGCCUUCAAACAGCCCAGGGAUUUGUAUGCUGAAAAGAGCUUGAGAAUAGAUUUCCUGGUCUGCAGCACCAUCCCCAGCUCUUCCAGAGUGUGCACAAUUCCCCAGGCAGCAGAUGAACAGACGAAGAUGACUUUCAACCAGGACUCGUUGCUUUUUAGAUUGAAUGGAGUUAGAAACACGAGUUCGGCCGGCCACCCGGGGAUUCUGAUAUUCAGUGCCAAUUCAUCUUUGUAAUAGUAACAGGGGUUUAGUCCCAUGAUUCCCUUAGGCACCUUUGAAAAGCAUAAGCCUCAAAGGUUGGUUUGGAUUAGUUUUUCUCCUGAUGGCCUUUUUCCCUGGUGCCGUGAUGAGAAAGGGGACUGGUCUGUGAAGGGUGGCAGCCUUGGGGCAGGCAACUCCCAAACGUUCCAUGGCAGAGGUUUCCUAAACCUCAACAUCUUCGGAUGUGAGUAAAUUCUGCUGUGCUGGAAGGGACUCCAACCUCUUGCUGCUCUCUGGUCCUCCUGCUCCUUCCUCCCUCCCCUCAGCACCUCUUCAUAUCACUGUGCCUUCAUUUGGGUUAUCAAAUGAUGCCAUGAUUUAACACUGGCACAUUGUCUUUAUUCUCACUUUGCAUCCCAUAAACAGGUAUGUGUGAAGGGGGAGGUGUAGCUUAUUUUGUAGCUUUUCACGUGAUCCUGAGGUAGGUUUCUUCUGAGGAGCAAGGGGGUGGGGACGGUGGGAGGAGGGAUGGAUGAGCUGGUGUUGUAUUUGAUCAUACCAGUGCUUUAAGCGGUUACAAACAUGGUUUUCCCCUACCUCUGAGCUCUCAAUGCUGCUAAAAUCUCUGCCAUUCGUACAAUGUACUCCAGCCCCCUCUCUUGGACUGACUCUGGCUCUGUUUGCAAGAUACCCACAUUGUUCUAAAGCAUGCACCUCUUUCUGUAUAGUUCCAAUCUUCUGAUUUUAUGGAAUACUUAUGCCUGUUUGCAUUACAGUCAAAAUAAAAAAGUGCACUAAAACCCA
Molecule: messenger RNA, 11688 nt
Organism: Melopsittacus undulatus (budgerigar)
Lineage: Eukaryota; Metazoa; Chordata; Aves; Psittaciformes; Psittaculidae
Gene: NOS1
Product: nitric oxide synthase 1
Exons: 28
Coding region: 1-4323 (1440 amino acids)
Biological process (GO): nitric oxide biosynthetic process
Molecular function (GO): calmodulin binding; flavin adenine dinucleotide binding; NADP binding
Source: RefSeq, a predicted model, not a curated record